Molecule: messenger RNA, 537 nt
Organism: Micromonas pusilla CCMP1545
Lineage: Eukaryota; Viridiplantae; Chlorophyta; Mamiellophyceae; Mamiellales; Mamiellaceae
Exons: 2
Molecular function (GO): S-adenosylmethionine-dependent methyltransferase activity
Source: RefSeq, a predicted model, not a curated record
UUCCUCGGGAUCGAAUCGAUGCGCGCGUCGAUCCUCUCGAGGGCGUCCGGGGACGUCCUCGAGCUCGGCGUCGGAACCGGUCUGAACCUCCCGCGGUACGACGCCGCGAACAUCACGACCUUGACCGCGGUGGACAUCAGCGACGGGAUGCUCGAGCUCGCGGUGGAACGCGCGAUGACGAACCUGGGUGAUGCGUUUCGGGCCCUGCCGUUCGACGACGCCUCGUUCGACUGCGUCGUGGACACGUUCUCUCUGUGCGUGUUCGAGGACCCGUCGCGAGCGAUGCGCGAGGUGCGAAGAGUGCUUCGACCCGACGGCGUCGCGCUGCUCGUGGAGCACUCCAGAGCGCCCGGCGCGUUGGGAUGGUAUCAAGACCUCACGGCCGCGCCGGUGAAGUCGCUCGCGAAAGGGUGCGCGUGGAACCAGGACGUGCGGAAGAUAUGCGAAGACGCGGGGUUGAUCGUGACGUCGUCCGCGCCGUCGCUGUUCGGGACGCUGCUCACCGUGGAGGCGACGCCGGGGCCGCCGCCGGAGGCC